Molecule: messenger RNA, 696 nt
Organism: Suillus subalutaceus
Lineage: Eukaryota; Fungi; Basidiomycota; Agaricomycetes; Boletales; Suillaceae
Exons: 6
Coding region: 1-696 (231 amino acids)
Source: RefSeq, a predicted model, not a curated record
AUGAAGAAGCCUGAAUUCUCAAGUAAAGUGUUAGAUGAUGAUACCUUGAUCAAGAAAGGGAAUGGGAAAGAAAACAAUGUUGGCAGUGAUGACAAAGAUGAUGGGAUCGACGAUGACAGUGCUGACAGGCCAAAGAAGAAGAAGAAAGGCAAGAAAACCCCAGAUGAACUUCCAUUGAACAUUGAGGUUGCUGCACACGUCAAGACACUGCGGAAUCAGUGGGUCUAUAACAAAGAACAUUUUCCACUUAGCCACAACCACUUCCAGAUCUGGGCUGCUGCAAUGAUGAAGAAUCCACCGCUCAUGACUGUAAACCAACCUCCAAACCAUUGUGCUCUUGAUGCUGAUCGCGACAAGAACACAUCCAGUACUUCAACCAUCAACUUCAACAUACCACCUGAGCUCCUUGGGUUCCUUUGUCCCCCAGCAUCCAAGAAUGCUGCCAACACCAUAGCACUGCCACAUGGAGACCAAGAGUUGAUGCCCCUCCUACCUCCAAUGAUGCAGCCUGGUCUUGAUCUCAUGCUUAUUGAUUUCUACACUAAGUUUUCACUUGCAAAUGCAAUCCUGACCAAGUUACACAACAAUGGCUACAUAGGAACAUGUACCAUCAAGUAUAUUGUGGUCUCUGAGCUGAAAGAAAUGGGGUUCAUGAACAGCGAGAUUGCAGCGAUGAAGGAUGCUGUUGAACAAUAG